UCUUCUUCAUCUUCUUCUUCUUCUUCCUCAGCUCACUCGCAAGCUCCCACUUUCACCAUCCCACCACCGUGCUCACUCACAGCUCAAUCCAUCUCCUCUCUCUCUCUCUCUCUCUCUAGAUUCCCUCAUCGUUAGCAUUUGCGCGUACGCAGCUCAGCUGCGCGUCGAGCUCGAGAAACCCUAGAUCUCGGCCUGUUUCGGCUUCUGCACUAGCCUCCGAUCGCUGCGCCUCGGCGCUCUCGUCGUCGUCGCAAUGGCGACCCUUUUCUUGCCGGUUUCGCUCCUGCUGUCCUGCCUCGCUGUUGAAGCGGCGGCCGCGGUCACCUUCUCCUCGCGGCUGAUCCACCGGUUCUCCGACGAGGUGAGGGCGCUGAGGGCUCCCAGCGGCGGGGUCUCGAACGCCACUGGCCCGUGGCCGGAGAAGAAGAGCAUGGAGUAUUACCAGUUACUCGUGGCCAGCGAUUUCCAGAGGCAGAACAUGAAGCUCGGCACUCACUAUCAGUUGCUUUUCCCUUCCGAAGGGAGUAAGACGAUGUCGCUUGGGAAUGACUUCGGAUGGCUACACUACUCCUGGAUUGACGUAGGUAGUCCAAGUGUUUCUUUCCUUGUUGCAUUGGAUGCUGGGAGUGAUCUUCUUUGGCUUCCAUGCGAAUGUGUACAGUGUGCUCCUCUGUCCGCCAGCUACUAUAGCAGUCUGGAUAGAGAUCUGAACGAAUACAAUCCAUUGGGUUCCAGCAGCAGCAAGCACAUAACUUGCAGCCAUCAGCUAUGUGAACUGGGCCCAAACUGUACAAGUCCUGGAGAAUCCUGUCCAUACACUGCUAACUACUAUUCUGAGAAUACAUCAACUUCUGGGUUACUGGUGGAAGAUGUACUACAUCUUGCGUCAGGCAGUGGCCAGGCAUCAAAUAGUUCUGUAUUGGCUCCAAUCAUUUUGGGAUGUGGUAUGAAACAGAGUGGGGGUUACUUGGAUGGUGUUGCUCCUGAUGGUCUGAUGGGGUUGGGGCUUGGAGAGAUCUCUGUUCCAUCUUUUCUUGCUAAAGGAGGAUUGGUUCCCAACUCAUUUUCACUGUGCUUUGAUGAAGAUGAUUCUGGGACGAUUUUCUUUGGGGAUCAGGGCCCAGCCAACCAGAAAUAUACAGCUUUUCUACCUUCAAAUGGGAAUUACGAGACGUACAUUGUUGGGGUUGAGGCAUGUUGCAUUGGAAACUCUUGUCUUAAGCAAACAAGUUUCAGUGCUCUUGUGGAUAGUGGCACGUCAUUCACAUUUCUUCCCGAUGGAGUUUUUGAAACAAUUACCCAAGAGUUUGACAGGCGAGUAAAUGUAACUCACUCUAGCAUUGAAGGAUACCCUUGGAAGUAUUGCUACAAACCCAGUACAAAGGAGAAGCCAAAAGUUCCCUCUCUUUCGCUUGUUUUUCCACUAAACAACAGCUUCGUUGUCUAUGAUCCUGUUUUCAAGGUUUAUGGCAUGGAGGGGUUGGUGGGAUUUUGUUUAGCCAUACAGCCAACUGAUGGAGAUAUCGGAACAAUUGGACAGAACUUUAUGAUGGGAUACCGCAUGGUGUUUGACCGGGAAAAUUUAAAGUUAGGCUGGUCACGCUCAAACUGCCAAGAUUUAGAUGACAGUCGGAGUAUGCCUCUGACACCAAAUGGCAGAUCCCCGAACCCGUUACCCACAACCGCGCAACAGAGCGCUCCGGGAGGGCAUGCGGUGGCGCCUGCUGUGGCUGGGAGAGCGCUAUCCAAACCAUCGGCUGCUUCAGAGGACCGCACAUCAUCCCACUUACGUUUAAUCAGUUUAAUGCCACUUUUGCUACUCUUGCACUUUCUUGCCACUUUCCUGCAGAUAAACAAACCUUUUUCGCUCGCAGACCAAAAUUCACUUCGCUGACUAUGGGUCUUACGUGUAAAUUUUUCUCAGUUUUGUAAGGGAGUAGUCGGGAUGGGGAGCUUGUCGUUGUCAACCAUUGCCUGUCAGGUUUUUGUGUUUCUUCUGGGCUGGUGGUUGAUAAUGUUAUUGUAUAUUUGGCAUGUCUUAUAAAUAUUCCUUCUUGUCUUCUUCCA
This is a messenger RNA of Rhodamnia argentea, 2067 nucleotides long. RefSeq names its product aspartic proteinase-like protein 1. Gene Ontology annotation, biological process: proteolysis. Gene Ontology annotation, molecular function: aspartic-type endopeptidase activity. Bases 254 to 1894 code for a protein of 546 amino acids. The transcript has 10 exons. The record is from RefSeq and is a predicted model, not a curated record. NCBI's taxonomy places the organism in Eukaryota, Viridiplantae, Streptophyta, Magnoliopsida, Myrtales, Myrtaceae.